AUGUAUCUGGCUCGACAACUCGAGUGCUUCGAUCAUGAGCGCAAUCUUCCUCUAUACGCCAUCCUGUCUCACACCAGGGCCAGCUCGGAGGUCACCAUGCAGCAGUACCGAGAGGCUGUAAGUAGCAACGACGACCGAAGCGAUCAUGUCAAGACUACUCAAACCUACCUAAAGAUCGAAGCAUCAUGUUUGCAAGCAUGUGCGGACAAUCUGCCAUAUAUCUGGAUCGACACUUCCUGUAUCGACAAGACGUCCUCUGCGGAACUGAGCGAAGCGAUCAACAGCAUGUUCCAUCACACAGCAGGUGCUGCUCCAACUAUUGACGAUGCGACCCUGGGUAAAGCGGGGUGGUUUACAUCUGGAUGGACUUUACAAGAGCUGAUCGCACCUCGACACAUGAACUUCUAUGACAGGAACUGGAUCUGCUUUGAGACGAAAGGGACCUUGAACUACCUUAUUGGCGCCAAUUUGCGCAAAGCUAGCGUUGCGAAGCGAAUGAGCUGGGCUGCUCAACGCGUGACAACGAAAGUUGAGGACAAAGCCUAUAGCUUAUUUGGCAUCUUUGAAGUCAACAUGCCUCUGCCGUAUUGCGAAGGAACAAAAGCCUUCACACGCCUACAGGACGAGAUUCUCAAGGACAACGAUGAUCAAAGCUUGUUCGCAUGGCAGCCUUGCGCAGCAUCCGAGCUAUCGUCUCCUCGUCUGACGCCAACCCUGCCUGCAGAAGAUGGCAUCUCGGUCUUUGCACCGCACCCAUGA
This is a messenger RNA of Macroventuria anomochaeta, 759 nucleotides long. RefSeq lists its product as uncharacterized. The transcript has 4 exons. The coding region runs from base 1 to 759 and encodes 252 amino acids. The record is from RefSeq and is a predicted model, not a curated record. NCBI's taxonomy places the organism in Eukaryota, Fungi, Ascomycota, Dothideomycetes, Pleosporales, Didymellaceae.